Molecule: messenger RNA, 6080 nt
Organism: Acipenser ruthenus (sterlet)
Lineage: Eukaryota; Metazoa; Chordata; Actinopteri; Acipenseriformes; Acipenseridae
Product: amyloid-beta A4 precursor protein-binding family A member 1
Exons: 16
Coding region: 532-3468 (978 amino acids)
Biological process (GO): chemical synaptic transmission
Cellular component (GO): dendritic spine; cytoplasm; plasma membrane
Molecular function (GO): protein binding; amyloid-beta binding
Source: RefSeq, a predicted model, not a curated record
UGCAGCCUUCUAUCUGCAAAAACACAGACGCAAUCAUCAUGCACCAGGCAGCAGGUUCCACAGAACUAAGUGACACUUGUAUAAAACACAGGAGGGGCCGCGAGCGCACACACACUGACAGCUGGUACUGAAAAGAGAGGAAGAUGGUGGAGCUGCAUAGAAGGGCAUGAUCAAAGGUUUAUUUGCUGCAAUAGUUCUUCUGAUGAACAGCAUAUUAUUGCCAUGAGACAUCCCGGAAAAGAGAUUGCGUCAUCCGUGCUUAAGCUCCGAAAUUAGAUCGGUCCGGCGGGUCUGGGUUAAGGAGCAGAAUGUGUUGGUUUAGUCUGAUCUUAUUACUACGCACCCAAUCCAUAUCCAGUGUGAUGAGAGUGAUCCUCACAGCCAGACACUGUACAGCUUCUGGAGUUGGAGCAUUCAACCAUUUAGCACAAUAAUAAAUGUUCUUGAAAGCCUGUGCCUUGUGCUGUAUGUCUCGUGGUGGAGCAGAGGGAAUGCCUUCAGUGUAGAGCAUACCACACUCCUGAACCAGCUAUGAACCACGAGGAAGAGGCAGAGCUGGAGGAGGAGCCCAGCAGCAUCAGGGGGGAGGCCGCGGAGGCUGACCUGGAGCAGCCCAGUGUAGAGGAGGAGCAGCACGCCGCCACCAUCCCUGUGACUAUCCCUGCAGCCCAGUGCCGCAGGCAGGACAUUACAGCGGCGAGGGAGAGCAGUCGGGGGCGAGCACACCAACAGCAGCAGAACAACAACAACGAGGAGGCUGGGCUACAACAACAGCCACCACCUGCAGCCCGGUACCGCAGGUUUGACACCUCAGGAAGGGGGACCCGUGUUCGAGGGCAGCGAAAGCCACAGGAGGACACAGAGGUGGAGCAGCAACAGCCGCUGCAGAGACCGGCAGCAACCCGGUACCGUAGACAGGCUGACGGGGAGGCUCGGAUUAGAGCUCAACAGCAGAGGCAGAGGCGGCAACAGCAGCAGAGAGAGGCUGACACGGUGGAAGUAGAACAGAAGCAAUCUCCACAACCCCCCCCACCACCACCUCCUCCACCACCACCUCCACAGCAACCAGAGGCAGAAGAUGAGCAGAUGGAGGAGGAAGAAGGGGGGUUGGGGCUUGCAAGGUCAGCCAGCACCGAGAGCGGCUUCCACAACCACACAGACAGAGCCGAGGGAGACAUGGGGAUGACCUCAGAAGCGGAGGCAGAGACAGCACUGGGAGAGGAGGCGGUGGAGGAUGAAAAUGCCUAUGCAAUGCACUACCGUCCUGAGGCGGAGGAGUACACAGAGAGUGCCGAGGCGGAGCAGCACGGGGGACCCUACCAGCCCCAGCCUCAGCCACCACCCCCUCUGAACCGACUCCCACACUUUCACCCUCUCGAACAAAAUGAGGAGGCCAUGAAUGCAGCCUACUCGGCUUACGUCUACACUCAGCGGCUGUUCCAUGGCAAUGAAGGGGAGCAGGGUGAUGGAGGGGGUAGUGGUGUUGGGGAGGGAGAGGAGCCCUACUCAGAACCCUAUGCUGACUAUGGUCUGCAGUUGCAUGUUUAUGAGGAAAUUGGGGACACCCCACCAGAGGGGGAUGAUCCCCAACAUCGGGGAAGCGGCUUCCGUCUCUUUGAGCGCGAGAGCUAUCGGCAGGAGGUGCUGGGCGCCCGGCUGCACCACUAUGACGAGCGUUCUGACGGAGAGUCAGAUAGUCCUGAGAAGGAAGCAGAGUUCGCACCCUACCCCCGCAUGGACAGCUACGACCAGGAUGAGGACAUUGACCAAAUUGUGGCUGAGGUCAAGCACAGCAUGAGCUCUCAGAGUCUGGACCGAGCUGCUGAGGACAGGCCCGAGUCUGAGCAGAACUCGCAAGAGCACGAGGGCAAGCCAGCAGGGGAGGAGGAGGAGGAUGAGGAGGAGGGCAGUCCCCCAAGGCACUCAGCCACCAGCCCUAAUGGGGAUCAGCCCAUACAGAGGCACAGCAAGGAGAAACGAGACGCCAUCUCUCUGGCUAUCAAGGACAUUAAGGAAGCUAUCGAAGAGGUUAAAACAAGGACCAUUCGCUCUCCCUACACGCCAGAUGAGCCAAAGGAACCCAUCUGGGUAAUGAGACAAGACAUCAGUCCAACCAGAGAUUGUGACAACCAAAGGCCACUAGGUGGAGAGUCUCCAGGCUCAGGUUCUACAUCCCCGCAAGGGGCAGAAUCCUCUAUUAGACAACAUCUCCACGAUGGCAGUGACAACUCAGACUCUCCUCUUAAUAAAGAGUCAAGGAAAAGCUUGGCUUCAUUCCCAACUUAUGUUGAAGUUCCUGGACCCUGUGACCCUGAAGACCUUAUUGAUGGCAUCAUCUUUGCAGCCAAUUACCUUGGUUCCACCCAGCUGCUCUCAGACAAGACACCCUCCAAGAACGUGCGGAUGAUGCAGGCCCAGGAAGCUGUCAGCAGAAUUAAGAUGGCCCAGAAAUUAGCCAAAAGCAAGAAGUCUCCCGAAGGAGAGUCCCAGCCCAUGACAGAGGUGGAUCUUUUCAUUUCCACUCAGAGAAUCAAAGUGCUCAAUGCUGACUCACAGGAAACUAUGAUGGACCACCCCCUGAGAACUAUUUCCUACAUCGCUGACAUUGGGAACAUUGUAGUGCUGAUGGCCCGCCGGAAAAUGCCCCGCCCCAACUCCCAGGAAGACGUGGAGUCCUCGACCCCCUCACAGGAUGAGAAGAAGCAGUAUAAAAUGAUCUGCCACGUCUUCGAGUCAGAGGAUGCCCAGCUGAUUGCUCAGUCCAUUGGGCAGGCGUUUAGCGUAGCGUACCAGGAGUUCCUUCGAGCCAAUGGGAUUAAUCCAGAGGACCUGAGCCAAAAGGAGUACAGCGACCUGCUCAACACCCAAGACAUGUACAACGAUGACCUCAUCCACUUCUCCAAGUCUGAGAACUGCAAAGACGUUUACAUUGAGAAGCAGAAGGGUGAGAUUCUGGGGGUGGUGAUUGUGGAGUCUGGCUGGGGCUCCAUCCUGCCCACUGUCAUUAUAGCCAACAUGAUGCACAGCGGUCCUGCAGAGAAGUCUGGGAGACUCAACAUCGGGGACCAGAUCAUGUCCAUCAAUGGAACCAGCCUGGUGGGACUGCCACUCUCAACUUGUCAGACCAUCAUAAAGGGAUUAAAAAAUCAGUCCAGAAUAAAGCUGAAUAUUGUGAGAUGUCCCCCAGUAACAACAGUUCUAAUCAGAAGACCUGACCUGAGAUACCAGCUGGGGUUCAGUGUACAGAAUGGAAUUAUCUGUAGCCUUAUGAGGGGUGGAAUAGCAGAGCGUGGUGGUGUUCGAGUUGGUCACCGGAUCAUUGAAAUCAAUGGACAGAGUGUUGUGGCAACACCACACGAGAAGAUUGUGCACAUUCUGUCAAACGCUGUUGGAGAGAUCCACAUGAAGACAAUGCCAGCUGCCAUGUACAGACUGCUGACUGCCCAGGAACAGCCAGUUUACAUCUGAGGCUGACAAGCCCGGAGUCUUCACAUGCAUGGAGGGCUUGUUAUUGCAGUUGUGGUCGUGUUUAUAGUGCUGCAUUUCUGUGUCCACUGAAACAUUUCCCAAUGUGUUUGUGUGUGUCAUUUUGAGAAACAUUUCCCACUGUGUUUGUUUGUGUCAUUUUGUGAAACUUAGGCAUCUUUUUUCACCAUCGCGUCUUUAUGUGAUCCCAUACAGUGGGCUGAAACAUUUAUUGCGUGUUGAUUUUCAGCUAGUCAACCACUUGCACUUCUCCCAGAUCGAUAACCAGCUUCUUCUUGGCUGUGUUAACAAAGAAUUCAUGUUUACAAGGAUUUACAAUUCUAGAAAGGCAGUACUUUCACCCAUCUACAGUUUCAGGAAUAAGGGAGGUUUUUACAUUUAAUAGUUUUGUAAAUUAAUUUGAAGAUCAUUUAAUAGUUUUCUGUUUACAUUUUUAAAAGGCAGCUGUGACUAGAGGUCCAAAUGUGUUAUUUACAGAACUAGAUCAUGGAUUAUUUGCUUAUUUACAAUAACAACACACCUGUUUAUUGAAAAAAGGUGUCCUUUUAGAUUUCUGUUUGUGCAGAUAAUGUUAAAGGUUAGAAAGCAAAGUUAAACCACGUUUCUGCACUACUACUGUUGCUUGGCAUGAUUAUCUAGCUUCAAAUAAUAUUUUGCCCAAAGGGGCAUUAUUUCAGAACAAUGUACUGCUUUGCAAUGCAUCAUAAAGUAUGUCACAGGCUGGUAAAAGUACAGUGGUUAAUUUUACUCUCAAUUUAUUUUGAAGGCUUGUUACAUUAUGACAAAGUGCUUAGUCUCAAGUACCAGUAUGUCUUAAAUGAGAGUCAUUGUUUUCAAGCAGACACUGUUUCUCUGUUUUACUGCUGUUCUGUUGGCCAUCAUUUUCAGCUAUUACUGUAAUCUGAAAAAAACCUCCUGAUUUUUACAUUCAUUAAAACAUCAUUAACUACUAUCUGCUGAUUCAAUGAAGCAUACAAAAGACAAUUAAAGGUUUUAAUUGGGAAGCACUCAUGUAGUGUUCAUUAUGAAACAAUCCUUGAGGCUAGUCUCAACUGGAUUCCGAUCCUUCAAGAGAAAGCCAGACGAGCAUUUUAUUUUAUUUUAUUUUUUUUUUUUAAAGUUGCUGGCACCAAGUGGUACAAAACAGUAAACAGAAUAAUCCACUGGGAAACAGUAUUUUGCCUCAUAAUUAUCCUCAUGUUUUUGUCCUAGUUUUACAAAGGAUUCCUGAACGAUGAUGCCAUUGUCAGCAGAUACUGUUUCACAAUAUAAAUAUGAAAUGCAAGCUUAUGUAUUGCUUACAUACUGUAGAAAUCUGAAUUGUAUCGUAAGUAGUGAACUAAACAAGGCAAAUACAAAAAUAUAUAUUUCUUUGGAUGUUUUCAUCUUAAAACAUAUUUUAAAAAGAGCAAAUCCAGGUAAUAAUCUGCAAAUUAGUUCAGAUUUUAAGCAAGCUUUUUUGAAAAAAGACAAAAAACAAGGUAAUUUAAUGCAAGAAUCACGGUUUUCUUUAAAAGGACAUGUAUGUAGUGCAUGCAUUAAAUCAUGUCAACAUUCCUAUACUUGGAAAAAAAAAAAAAAUUGAUGUCAAAUUGAAUACCUUUAAACAGAAGGAAUAGACAAUGGGCCAAAAUAUAGAGAGCUUGUUAAUACUUUUGUGCUUUACUGUCCCAACUGACUUCUUUCCCUUGGUCACUCACAAGAACCCCACUGUUAUCUGUGAUGAUUGUGUAUUUGUAUACAUCAACGCACUACGUAUCCGGCAGGGAUGUGAAGUGUUAAAGUGUUAAAAAGUGCUUGCCAUUAUUGUUUACUUAAUUUAGCAUGGGGUUGGCAAGCUGCUGCAUUUAGCACCAAAUUGUCUGACAACAUAGAUUCUCCCGGUUAAGCAAUUAUGUAUAAUAUUGUAAUUGACCAUUUUUAAAUCUUUAUUGAUUUUACAAUACAUUGGCCUUAAUUUUUUCUUCUAAUUUUUAAAACACAAAAGUAUAUGGGCUGAGUUUGGCAUUAUAGGAACUAAUCAAUAUGCUCAUAAUUUGUGCAUAGUUUAAGAAACUGCAGUGAGAAAAUUCUUCUGCCUUAAUGUGUAAUCUCACUUUCUGAUUUAGCUUACAUGAAUCAGUUUAAAUUAUUAAAGCCAGACUUUUCAUUUAUCAAAGAUCAUUUCAAAUUCUGAUGUGUUUUGAUUUUUAAUGUUUCUAAUAACUGAAGAUGAUUUUGUGAAAUUAAAGAAUAUAUUUAGCACAGUGCUAGAUUAUGAAGUAUACCAUUGUUCUAUAAAGGGGUGCAAUAGAAACCCUUGUAAAGCAUUGGGAGAGUAGAGUAUUGUAAUGUAACAAAGUUGUCCUUUGUAAAACACUUGAGUCAGUGAUGGUUUGUCAGUUUGGCAACUCUAGUGUUAAUAAUGCACUUCUUUUGAAUGUAGUUACUCUUAACUUUGUUUGUCAACAUGUCUAAAAACACUAUGUAAAGCAACAGCAAUGUUUAUUUAUUUGCUUGCUUUUCUGUGAUGUUACAAUUAUUGAGCUACAUUCCUUUACCAGAGGAAGGAUGUUUGUAACAUUAUUUACAACAAUAAAAGACUUGCAGAAGCA